AUGUUGUUAAUUUUCCUAAUUUUUUCACUAUUACUAAAUUUAAAUUUGGGCUUAAACAUUGAUCAAUAUGUAAAAGACAUUGAAGAGUUAAGUCUCGAUGAAAAAUUUGUUGAAGACUAUUUUCAAUGGUCAGUUGGCCUAUUUUCUCAACCCGACUACCUAUACGGUACUCCAAUGGAAUUUCCAUGUAGUAUAGCAUCAUCAAAUAUGACGUCAUCAAUAGCUCAAGAUGUUCAUCAUCUACGACCAUCAGACGUCAAAUGUAUCGGUGCCAUGGGAGAUUCAUUAACGGCUGGACUCGGAGCUCAUGCAUUGACUGUAAUUGGACUGUUGACAGAGAACCGUGGUCUGUCAUGGUCUGUGGGUGGUGAUCAUUCGUUCAACAGGAUCCUAUCAUUACCAAAUAUAAUUAAAAAAUACAAUCCAAAUUUAGAAGGUUAUUCAACAAAAUUUUCAGUAAUUUUUCUAAACGGACAAAAUGCAACAACUAAUAAAUUCAAUGUUGCUAAAUCUGGUGAUCGUUCCUAUCACAUGCCUUAUCAGGCACAACUUCUUUUAGAAAGAAUUAGAACCGAUGAAAAAUGUAACUUUGAAAACGACUGGAAAGUAGUUACAUUCUUUGUUGGUGGCAAUGAUCUGUGUGAUUUUUGUGAAGACAUCAACAAACAUUCACCAGAACAAUAUAUGGAUUAUGUACGAGAAACACUCGAUGUACUUCAUGCAACAUUACCAAAAACAUUUGUUAAUUUGGUUCCAGUCUUGGACGUUCGAGGUGUAAAAGAUUUGAAUUCUGGAGGACCAGUGUGCCAAUUAUUACACAAGAAAACUUGCCCAUGUGCUGCCUUUCCAACGCCAGAACUAGCACGAAUUUUGGAUUAUUAUGUUCCCCGUUAUCAAGAAAUUUUAACAACUUUAGUUUCAAGUGGACGUUACGACACACGACCCGACUUUACUGUUGUUAUACAACCAUUUUUUACACAAACUAAACUUCCUCGGUUGGAUAAACCUGGUCAUCCACUUGAUUUCAGUUAUUUUGCACCCGAUUGUUUUCAUUUCAGUGGGAAAGGUCAUUCAGCAGCUGCCUUAUCUAUCUGGAAUAAUAUGCUUGAACCAGUUGGUGAAAAACAAACUUUUUGGCAUGUGGAUGAAGAAUUGGCAUGUCCUACAGAUGAACAUCCAUAUUUUUUUACCCAAAAAAAUAGUGCAAAUGCCACUGGAAGAACAAAAAGAAGUCCAAAACCUGCUAUAUUUAUGUCAACAGCUGCGGGUACGCCACGACAAACAGUAACAUCACCCAAAAUGUUAACAUCUAUCGUCUCAAAAUCACCAUCACAUGAAGAAGAACGUUCUAGUUUUGCCACUAAACAUCACAAUAGUCACCAUCAUAAGAAAGAAAAUCAGAAAUCAGAACACUUAUCUGACAGUUCGUCAAAAUUAAUUUACAUUGGUGGAAUAGUUCUAUUUGGUUUGUUCAUAUUAAUUCUUGCAUUAGCCGUUCGAAAACGAAAGAAUUUCAACUUGUAUAUUAAUGGACAACGUCACGGAUUUACAAAUACAAAAUUUGAUGAUGAUGAAGUCGACAUUUGGUCGAAACCAUCUGUAUCCGAAAAACGGUACCAAAAAUAA
Didymodactylos carnosus is the source of this 1626-nucleotide messenger RNA. The record is from the annotation of a GenBank genome assembly. NCBI's taxonomy places the organism in Eukaryota, Metazoa, Rotifera, Eurotatoria, Philodinida, Philodinidae.